GCCAAACAGUUUUCAAUUUUUCCUAUAACUUGUAAUUAAUGAAAACAAGAAUAUUUAUUUAUUUUUUCUCGAACGUAUUUAUAUGAUAAAAGAAUUUGCGAUAUGGAGCAAAAAAGCCACUCUACUGAAGAGGCAGAAAUGUUAGCAGAAUGCCAAUAUGUGAAAUUGACCCAGGAACAGCAGAGCAAUCUUUACAAACUAAAAUUAAAUUUUCUGAAAGACAACCACAGGUAUUUAAAGGAACAUCCAGAAAUAAAAACUUUGAUUAACAUUUUACUGUACGCCGUAAUAAAGGCACGUCCGGAAGACAAAUCUGUCCAAGAAUUUUUGGCCGAAUUUUUGCAGGAUAAUUAUGACAUUGUCUGGAAAUUACUCUACAAAACCGAACAAAUGGACGGGAAUCAGAGGGUAUCGCGAGUGCAUCAAGAUGAGAUUAAGAAAGCGCUGAAAGAAAAGCUAUCUGAAAUAUCCUAUCGCAAUAGAGAGGAAUCCUUGAAAGAGAAAACACCCUUUGAAUUAUCAUCACCUGCCGCACAAAAAUUCGAACUUCCCAAGGAAGAUGAUUUCUUCGUUCCGUUAUCUUAUGAUAUUCUAAAUGAAUUAAACGAUUGA
Molecule: messenger RNA, 612 nt
Organism: Phyllotreta striolata
Lineage: Eukaryota; Metazoa; Arthropoda; Insecta; Coleoptera; Chrysomelidae
Source: the annotation of a GenBank genome assembly